AUGUACUAUCACAACAACAAUUCUUCUACCGGCCUCUACCCCAUGGCCAGCGGUAGUGCCCCUGUUUCCAGCAAUCCACAGGACUGCACCAUAGGCGUCGGCCCCAGUGCUAGCGCACCGCUUGGUUCUUCGUCUUCUCUGAACCAUGGAAUUAACCCUAUGGCCUUGUCGUACACCGCUGAUACUGUUAACGAGCAGCAGACCGCGGUUGCGCCAGCUUGUGCUAACAGUAUGCCCUUGACCUUGUCACCCUCCUUUGGUGGAUCUAACGCUUCAGGCUUUGCGGGUAUUGCUUUGAGCACCGUUUCAAUGGGCCACAACGGGCAGUCGAUUUAUUCACCUCAUCACCUUCCGUCGGGUGCCUACUACGAGCCGUCGCAAUUUAUUACCCCGGUUACGGAGAUGGCACCUAGCUACUCGGCGCUCCCACCUGGUGGCAACGCUUCUUCAUCAUCCGGCAUGCCUCACGAUGGCCGCAUUCAAGCCAUGUACCCAGGCUCGGCAGCCUCGUCGUACCAUCCAAGCGGGAACUCAUUUGAACGGUUUGGCGACUUUAAUGCCACCUGCUCUGCUUGUCUCUAUUCCUCCUAA
Molecule: messenger RNA, 591 nt
Organism: Kickxella alabastrina
Lineage: Eukaryota; Fungi; Kickxellomycota; Kickxellomycetes; Kickxellales; Kickxellaceae
Exons: 2
Coding region: 1-591 (196 amino acids)
Source: RefSeq, a predicted model, not a curated record